Sinocyclocheilus rhinocerous is the source of this 2265-nucleotide messenger RNA. RefSeq names its product nephronectin-like. The record is from RefSeq and is a predicted model, not a curated record. The coding region runs from base 166 to 2067 and encodes 633 amino acids. Gene Ontology annotation, molecular function: calcium ion binding. The transcript is spliced from 14 exons. Lineage: Eukaryota; Metazoa; Chordata; Actinopteri; Cypriniformes; Cyprinidae. Gene Ontology annotation, cellular component: membrane.
GACAGACACGCUGCCGGUCUUUCGCGCAUGAACAGCAGUCAGUGCCUUCUGUUCGACCCGCUUCGAAGCUUUGAACACUGACGGAUCUAAACCUAACCAUCAUUCCCUUCCAAACACAGGAGAGCAGCGGCGACGUUUGGAUACACGCACCGCACAAGCACGGGGAUGUGGAUCAUAAAGUUGGUGUUGAUUUGGACCUGCUGGAUCGGAGUGAGCGCGGACUUCGAUCGCAGGUGGCCCAGACAGAUGGCCUCGUCCAAUGGGCUGUGUCGGUACGGCGCCCGCAUCGACUGCUGCUGGGGUUGGACACGUAUCUCCUGGGGCCAGUGCCAGCCUCUCUACGUCUUAACCCGCAGAGUAUUCGGGAUAAGGUGCCAACCCCAAGCGGUAUGUCAGCACGGAUGCAAACAUGGAGAAUGCGUGGGACCCAACAAAUGCAAGUGCCAUCCAGGUUACACAGGAAAAACAUGCAACCAAGACGAGCAGGGCUAUGUUAGCCCCCCAUUAUGGCACAGUCGCCCUCCCGUUUUUGUUCCCAUGGACCACCAGCCGAUUGCGGUGCCUUCGGAGGACUUGAACGAGUGUGGCCUCAAGCCUCGGCCGUGUAAACACAGGUGCAUGAACACGUACGGGAGCUACAAAUGCUACUGCCUAAACGGCUACAUGCUGCUGCCUGAUGGGAGCUGUGGAAAUGCCCGGACAUGCAGCGUGGCGAACUGCCAGUACGGCUGUGAGGUAAUGAAAGGAGAAGUUCGCUGCCAGUGCCCUUCUCCAGGUCUACAGCUGGCUCCAGAUGGCAGGACCUGUGUGGAUGUGGAUGAAUGUGCCACAGGUCAAGCGGUUUGUCCGCGGUUCCGUAAGUGCAUCAACACAUUUGGGAGUUACAUCUGCAAGUGCCAUGAUGGCUUCGACCUGCAGUACAUCAACGGGAAAUAUCAGUGCGCAGAUGUGAAUGAAUGCUCUUCAACUCAACACCAGUGUAGUCCAUACGCCACCUGCUAUAACACACCUGGUUCAUAUAAGUGCAAGUGUAAGGACGACUACAGAGGUGUGGGCUACGACUGCAAACCCAUCCCAAAGGUGGUAAUUGACCCGCCACGACCUGGAAAGACCACGCCGAGCAACAAUAACAACAAAGGGGGCAAUAAAAUUCCAGGCUCAGACCAGAAGAGGACCACCACAACAAUCAGACCACCUGUGACGGCUAAACGGAUCUCACCUACAGCAACAACAAUAACCACUAAACCUCCUUCAACCAAAAAAAUCACCCCUCCAGCGAGAGUCCCAACGACCACCACCCGUAGGCCUCUCAUCCCGACACGUAAACCCCCUGUGGUGGUGACAACCAAACCUAAGCUCCCAUCCCGUCAGCAGCCUACCACAAAAGCCCCGGUGGUUACAGCGGUGGUUCCCUUUAUCCCAACACGCAGACCUUUCAUCCCGUUUGUGACGCCAGUUGAUAACAGCAUUAAAGACAUUACCCAGAAACAAAGAGGGGAUGUUCACAUACCACGAAGUCAUGGGCAGAACAAUGUGCUUGAUAUCGAUUUACACAUUGAACUGGGCAACACAGAAGAGGAGCUGAAGGAUGACCCAGAGACUGGACAUCUGAGCUGCUCUUUUGACCACGGUCUCUGUGCAUGGAUCCAGCGCAGAGAGGGAGACCUUCACUGGGAGACAACAGCAGAUCCUUCAGGUGGGCGUUACCUGACGAUCUCAGAGGGCGGAGAGAAGCUAGGUGGGCGUGGCGCUCAGCUGAUCCUCCCCCUGACCACGCCCUGGAACGAGGGGAACCUCUGCCUGGCCUUCAGACACAACAUGGCGGGGCACCACGUGGGCAUGCUGCAGGUGUUCGUCCAGAAGGGACGGCAGCACAGUCCCGCCGUCUGGGGUCGAACGGGAGGAAACGGCUGGAGGUCGACGCAGAUCACCAUUUGGGGCAAUGGGCUAGAAAGCGUGGUUGUGAAGGGCGAGCGGCGGAGAGGCCGUAAAGGCGAAAUAGCUCUGGACGACAUGAGUCUCAAACGGGGUUCCUGUCAGGAAGAGCACAAUCUGAGGAGACUUUAACACCACCAACAGAGACUUUUAAUGCCAGCUUUACUCACGGGACUCUAGGAAGACGGACACUUUACAGAAAGGGACGUGGCUUCCUAUCAGUCCUGGUACAGUUAUGGUGCACUUCCUCUGGCCUUCCUCAGUGGCUACAAGUGCAUGUUCCAGCUCAAUACAGUGCUGCAGGUAUGACAUAUUUUUGUAGGCCAAAUC